AUGACGAGCAUCGCAGAUAAUUACCAAGCAAGCGCGCCGCCUGAACAUCCUAAGAAGGUAAUAAGCACAAGAAAUAAGCGUUCACAAAUCAUCAAGAUCUUCAUGAUCGUUCUUGUCACAGCAAUAUCCAUGGUUUUCACUAUCGUUGAUGUCGUGGUCACCGCACAGAAUCUGAAACAAAAACAUGAGCUGAAACAUAACAUUGCCCAUGGUAUUAAAGUUUCGUCGAUCAUUCAUAAUCUUCAAAAUGAAAGAAGCCAAACGUCCAUGUUUCUUGUUUCCAAGGAAUGGAACACCAGCACUAAUUCGUUGAAGUUACAGAAGGUGAAUUAUAGAAAAUAAAAUAUUGGCAUCUUUAUGUGUUUUUUUAUCUACAGCUAAUUAAUUCGGCUACGUGGAGUACAGUGCGAUACAUUGUACGUAUAGACGAAGCAUAGGUUUUCCCACGUUUUUGUGUUUCAUGUAUUAUUUCUUCGUCGAGAAAUUGGCUUUACUCCCAGAAUGCUCUGCGUCAUCUUUAUAUGAAACGAAGACGAAUGUAAUUAUUGCGGUGAUGUUUACGACAACCUGCCGGACAAAAUCAAAGAUUAUAGGCCCAUAUAUUUAAUAUAAUGACCAAGUUUUUAAUAAUUUAUAACGAUGAUCAUACAGUAUAUGUAAAUAAUGUUAUAACUGGCAGUUUCAAAGAAUCACUUGCGAUUCGCAAACUGAAAUCUAUAACCUUGAUCACGGAACUAAAGCUUCUAAAGAACUAAUAAUAUUAAACUAUAAUGACCUUAAUAUAUAGUAUUUCUCAUAUUUCUUCAAUUAUUUAACAAUUAUUCGCCGAAGGCGAGGUGAUUAUCGGGGAAAUUCGCCGAAACGACGUCGAUGUGAAUAUUCCCCGAUAAUGACCGAGCCUGAGGCGAAUAAUUGUUUUCAGAGUAUUUUUACACAAGUCUUUUGUGUUUUUUGGGACUGAAUUUAUUUAUCAGUAUAACUUCCACAAAACGACUAGCCACCAUUUUGCAAAUUUCGGUUUUGUUAUGUUCAUUUGACAAAUCAACUUGUAGGAUUUGUUAUAUUCACUAGUGCAAAAAUACUAAAGAUAAUUAUCUACCUAUGAUAUGUAAUACUUUUAUCAUUCCUGAUGAUGACUAAAAUCUAGUCAAAACGCCGAAUAAACACUUUCCACAAUCUUUACUCUUUUCGGAGUUACUAUUGUAUUGUAAUUAAAUGAAUAAAUGUUUCGUCACAUUAUGUUAAGGUUCGAAAAAGUACAGAUGAAAGUAUCCACGAUCUAAAGAAUUGGCGUUAUACACUUCCCGGAGCUCGUUGUGAGACUAUUUCAGACUCAGACUCUUUCUUGGAUGAAAUUCGUCACUUUCGGUCAAAAACUGACAGUGGUGACGGACUGAUGGUACAUGAACUGAUCCGUAUCUUUUCCAGUUGGACUCAUGAAUUGAUUUCCUGGUUAGCCCACUACACUGUUACACAAGAUAUCCAAAACCAUGCCGAUGAUUUGUUCGCCUAUCACAUGAUUCUAAACACCAAGGAGGAACUGGAAUUGGAGAAAACGUUUGGAGCAAUGUAUUUUCUUCAUGGAGAAGAAUUUACCUUUCAGAAUGUCACAAUGUACAACGAGAAACGAGUGCGAGCUCAAGCAUUUCUUGACACUGGACUACUCUUUUCUUCAGUCGUAAAAAACAACUACUAUUCUCUGAAAAAAGAAAUGAACGCAUCUGUAUGGUUGAAGGACAUCGAAUCAAAACGCCAGUACAUUGCUUCCAAUAGUUUCACAAAUUCUUCCAAGGAUAAUGCUAUGGAUUGGUUUGACCUAAUGACCAAAUACGGCGAUCUCAUGUUACGGCUGGAAGUGAACGAUGCGAAUCGUAUCGAGUCACAUGUUGAUGACGUCAUACGAAGUAAUGUUCUCUGGUUAAUCAUUCGUUCGCUUCUCGUGUGUUUUGCUGUCAUCGCUGUUCCAUUUAUUAUCAUAUCCUUGGUCAGAAUACAGAAUGAUUUCUAUAAAUACGCGCACUCUCUUCAUCAUAAGGUUGGAUUGGAACAAUCUCGUACAGAAUUUCUGAUGAGAGAAAACGCUCGGCAUGUUGAUGGUUAGUAUUUUACACACAUAGAACUACCGUAAACCUCCGAAUAUAAGCCCACCAUAUUUACUAACGCUCAGGCCAUUCCGGAAUACAAGCCCCCCUCCCCGAAUUUAAUCCCCUAAGCUCAUGGGCUUAUUAUUGGACAGAUAUUUAUUAACGCAGCGAUAGGGAUUCCAACUUCUCAGACGAGUGACGAUAAUCACAUUACAGUAUUACAACUAGGCUAACCAACUUGUUUUAUUUGUUAUAUACUGUAUGUUUAUAUUUCUUUUCGUUCACGGUAUAGUUUACAGGUACAAUAAAUUUUUGUUACUAACACCAAAUAUCGUCUGUAUAUAACCCCUCCCGAUACAUGAGUAUUUAAAUUAUGAUACAUGAUAUAUUCUAUCAUCUAUUUUACUAUUCUACAAUUAUUUAUUUUAUUCUACCAUCUACAAAAACCCAUAUUUAUUCGACUACCUUCUGCUAUUAAUUCUAUCGAACGAGAUUGGCCCAAACUUCUCCGAUAUUUACCCAUCAACCGACGUUAGCCCAUUUGGUCUAUCAUUUUCUUUUGUGUAAUGCGUUGUAACAGAAAGGAAAUUGUCCGAAUUACUGUUAUCUAUGAAAGUCAAAAAUCCAUUUCCAGUUGACAAUUUGAAAAAUUCCCAUGCAGUGCCAGUAAAAUAACGAUGCUAACUUUUUGUUUUUGCAGACUUAGCCUCUCGAUGGAAGCAGUUCUCUCAAACGAACUCAGAAGGUCAACUUUCUAUACAUUCAGUCCAGCCUCAAAUUCAAAACUAAAUGUAUAAGUUGGAACGUUUUGCAAGAUUUUUCGACACUGAGCAACUCAAUAGGAAAAAGGUGUAUUUCUCAUAGACCUUUGUCAGGAGAGUUAGGAAGAUACUGCAAGAAAAACGUGUCUGAGUAUUCCGGCUUAAAAACUUGAGUAAAAUAAAGCACAUACCUGAAAUUUAUUAGCAAAUUUAUACUGGUUUUGAAUGGGUAAAUCUUAUAACUCAAAAAAUUGUGCAACUAUUCGAAAUUUUACUAAAACAAUCGAGUAAAUUUGCUCAUAAUUUUCAGUAAUUUUCCUCAAAAUCUUGAGUCACUUCGAGUUUUAUUUUAUUGGACUGCUUUAACUCGCGAUGAACUUUAAUUUGAAUUUGCUUCUUUGAAGGUUUCACUCAAACUCAUACUUGAUGUAGUGCUUUAAAUAAUAUCAAUGUAGUGCUUUAAUUCAUUAUAAAAACAAUAAUAAUACUGACGAACUAUAUUUAUU
This is a messenger RNA of Paramuricea clavata, 3351 nucleotides long. NCBI's taxonomy places the organism in Eukaryota, Metazoa, Cnidaria, Anthozoa, Malacalcyonacea, Plexauridae. The record is from the annotation of a GenBank genome assembly.